Trichosurus vulpecula (common brushtail) is the source of this 2490-nucleotide messenger RNA. RefSeq names its product relaxin-3 receptor 1-like. The record is from RefSeq and is a predicted model, not a curated record. Gene Ontology annotation, biological process: immune response; G protein-coupled receptor signaling pathway. NCBI's taxonomy places the organism in Eukaryota, Metazoa, Chordata, Mammalia, Diprotodontia, Phalangeridae. The transcript has a single exon. Gene Ontology annotation, molecular function: G protein-coupled receptor activity. Gene Ontology annotation, cellular component: membrane. The coding region runs from base 118 to 1377 and encodes 419 amino acids.
GGACACGGUGUCCUUGCGUACAGUGGUCUGACUGGCGCCCUGGAGUAGCGGGCAGGCUAGGUAGGGUACGGCUGUACAUUCCUUUGGGCCCCAGCGUUCCAACUCCAGCCUGGGACAAUGUACACAGAAGGGGGCGGACGCAGUCCCGGAGCCGUCGGGGCAGUGCCCUCCUGCGGCGGCUUGGAAGGUGCGGAGUCUCAGCGGCCAGUAAACGCCUGUGAGGGAUCCCCGGGCAACGGGUCCCAGUUAGGGACCCAGGACCGCAGCUCCGGGAGCCUGGACACCAUGGAGGUGCCGGCGGGGGCGGCGCUGGUGUUGCGGCUGCUGAUCGCUGCGGUGUACCUAGCCGUGUGUGCGGUGGGCCUGGUGGGCAACGUGCUGGUGAUGGUGCUGGUCCGGGCGCGGCAAAGACGCCGGCCAUCGGCCUUGAACUGCUUCGUCCUCAACCUGGCGGCCACCGACUUCCAGUUCGUGUUGACCCUGCCCUUCUGGGCGGUGGACACAGCCCGGGACUUCAGUUGGCCCUUCGGAAGCGCCAUGUGCAAGAUUGUGCUUUCGCUGACUGUGCUCAACAUGUACGCUAGCGCCUUCUUCCUCAGCGCCAUGAGCAUGGCGCGCUACUUCAAGGUGGCUGGGGCCUUGCGCCGCCACAGCCUCGACGGCGGAGGUGGCGCCUGCUGCAGGGCGGCCACCCCAGUUUGGGUCUGUGGCCUGCUUUGGGUCGCCGCCUCCCUGGCCACAGCGCCCACGGCUCUCUUCUCCACUGUGGCCAGCGUGGCCGGCGAGCGUCUCUGCCUGCUCCGCUUCCCCGACGGUAGCUGGGACUGGCUGGCUCUCUACCACGUGCAGAAGAUCACCGUGGCCUUCCUACUGCCCCUGGCCACCUUGUCCGCCUGCUACCUGCUGCUACUGCGCUUCCUGCGCCAGCGGCCACGGCCUUGGCUACGGGAGGUCACCGGGCCGUCGGGGGCCCCCAGUAGUCCCCGGAGGCCCUCGCGGGUGACCCGCUCCGUGACGGUGGUGGUGCUCGCCUUCUUCCUCUGCUGGCUGCCCAAUCACGCCAUCACGCUCUGGGGAGUGCUGGUUAAGUUCAACGCUGUUCCCUGGGACCGGGCCUACUACCUGGUGCACAGCUACCUGUUCCCGGUGACCAUCUGCCUGGCGCACGCCAACAGCUGCCUCAACCCCCUGCUCUACUGCCUGCUGCGGCCGGAGUUCCGGCAGCUGCUGUGGGAGCUGUGCUGCCGCCGCCGCCGCGGUCUCUCGUCCUCUUGCCCCGCUAAGGGCGGGCCCGCGAGUGCUUCCUCUGGACCGGCCCAGAGGCGGUGGAGGAAUUCGAGCUGCAGCGAGCCGCCGGCACCGCCGGGCCGAAUCUGAGCGCGGGGAAACCCUGCGGCCGGCCCCAGCCAGGGCCAGAAGAGAGGGAAGGACGGACGGAUGCCGAGCUGUGGGGAUCAGGACCAAGGAGAGGGCAGUGGCUUCCCUUGGGGGAAGUGAGAGCGGGAAAGAAAUUGAGAGAUGAGGUAGCCCAAACCUUUCACUUGACGGAUGAGCGAACUGUGACUGAGUGGAGGGAAGGUACUUAAGAGCUCCCCACCAGUAAGUGGCAGUCGGGACCUAAAUCCAAGCCUUCUAAGGCCACGUCCCGUGCCCCUUUCCUCUCCCCGCCUCCCUCUCCUCCCACUUGAGGUGACAGUGUGUGGUUGAGCUGUGUGGAGACGGAAGCCAUGGGCGGGUUGGCUUUAGGGGCAGGGGCUGCGAAGAGAUUGUCUCGAUAAUAAUGUUUUCCCGACGUAGGGGCCCUUCAGAGCCUAGGCUCCCGGGGCUCGGUUCGCUCAUCACCUACAGUUCUGUCAUCCAGUGACACAAAUCAGAGCAUGCUUAUUUUCUUUGUAAUCGAUUAAUAUGUUUAAACUCUGGAAAAUCCCGGCUUUGUUUUUGUGUGGGUCUGGCUGGGGAGUGGAGGAGGGAACCCAUGGGUUGCAUCCAUUAACUAAGCAUAUUGAUUGCAGAGAAACUUCAAGCAUGAAAAGCAUGCCUCAGGGGAAAGGGGGAGGCAAUUUUGAGCCUCAGAUGGGUUCCAAUAUAUUCUGACUGCAUCACCUUAUACGUACAUGAAAGAAAAAAAAUACUCUGCUCCUGGGACCAAAAGGGUGUAAGUGGGACUACCACGGCUGCUCACGCUAGUCCCUUCCUAGGACUGCCAGGAUUGCCAGACUGGAAAUUUCUUCUGGGUACUAGAUGUCCUCAAUUUCCUCACGUGUGUUAUAAGUGGAACCAUUGGACUGAGGCUCUAGGGCCAAGGCCUUUCCCCAGUAGCAAGUGAAGCAUUUGGAACAACUACAGUCUAUUCUUUUGAAUUUCCAAAGCAGUAUUUUGCUAGAACUCUGUAAUGGUGAUCUUUAAAUUGGGAUCUAAAAGGCUUUUUAAGGUGUAGCUGUAAGCUGGCUCCUUGUGGCCAAAUCAGAAUAAAUGGACGUGUUUAUUCAA